Molecule: messenger RNA, 1860 nt
Organism: Balearica regulorum gibbericeps (East African grey crowned-crane)
Lineage: Eukaryota; Metazoa; Chordata; Aves; Gruiformes; Gruidae
Source: RefSeq, a predicted model, not a curated record
CAGGAAAAUGAUCUCUAUAACUUUCAUUUUGAUUUGGAUUUGAUGUCUUGGGACUCGGAUCUUUGGAAUAUUACAGGCCAUGCUUAUACAGAUGCAAGCGUGAAGACAGAACCCUUAUCACCAGCCACUUCAAAUUGUUCGGUCCCUUCUCCGUUGUCUGCGGACUCUCCAGUGCAGAAUGUGCCUGAUGAUGUGGACUUCAGCUGUAGCUCCCAGAUGUCUCCCAUCUCUCUCUACAGCAAGAGUUGCAGAAGCCCUGCAUCCCCUGAAGGAGAUGGAGGGAAGAAGCCUGCUGUCAGCGUCACUUCUCGGUCCGCAAAUAAUUCUGCGAGGACCCUGAAGAGGUGUGGUCAGGCAGUGUCCAGGCCUUCAAUACAACCCAAACCUCUUUUGCCUGCUGUACCUGAGGCUCAGGCUAACAUUGGCAUCCCAGCUAAAACCAUCAUUAUUCAGGCUCUUCCCACACUUGUGCCGCUGCCAAAGCAUCAGCCAGUUGUUAACAUCCAGCCAGCACCCCCUAAAGGUCAAUCAGUGGUGCUCCCCCAGCCUGCUGUGGUACAGCUCCAGGCUUCUGGGGUGCUUCCUGCCUCCCAGCCAGUCAUUGCUGUCACUGGAGGGACCACGCAGCUUCACAAUCAUACGGUGAACGCAUUGUCUCCAGCUGCUGGAAAUGGCUCAACAAGCGGCAAAAUACCAGUGACUAAGCCCUUGCUUCAAAGCACCACACCAGGGAUGGGGCUGGAUGUCAAUGUCUUGAGAAGGCAGCAGCGCAUGAUCAAAAACCGGGAGUCAGCCUUUCAGUCACGGAAGAAAAAGAAAGAGUACAUGCUGGGACUGGAAGCAAGGCUGGAGGCGGCCUUACUGGAGAAUGAGAAACUCAAGAAAGAAAACAACACGCUGAAGAGGCAACUGGAUGAAGUGGUAUUAGAGAACCAGAAGCUCAAAGUAUCAUCUCCAAAGAGAAGGACCCUGUGUGUGAUGGUGAUACUGGCUUUCAUCAUGUUGAAUUAUGGUCCACUGAGUGUAUUCGAAAAGGAUCCCAAUGGAGUUGAUUCCACUGCAAGUUCCAGCCACCGGACCAGAAAUCUUCUGGAGUUCUCAGCUAGCCAGGAGUCCAGCACAGCUCAGAAAAUAUCUGGGGACAUCAUUCCUGAGAAGAGUCAUAGGUAUGAUCAUUCUGUAUCUGAUAACAAAGCACUGAUGAUAGUCUCAGAAGAACCGCUGUUAUAUAUUUCACCACCGCCACCUCCCUGUCAGCCCCUGAUCAACCGGACAGAGUCGCUGAGGCUGAAUCACGAACUUCGAGGAUGGGUUCAUAGACACGAAGUGGAACGAACAAGAUCUAGAAGGCUGUCAAAUAACCAACAGCAGAAAGCACGGGUUAUGCAGAGUUCCCUCAGUGAGAAAACAGAUUCCCAGCUAAUGGCCAUGCCUUACACAGACACCAGCCUCAGGUCAACAGGGAAUGAGCUGCAAGUGUAUUACGCCUCUCCAAGGAGCUAUCAAGAUUUUUUUGAAGCUAUUCGCAGAAGGGAAGAUACAUUCUACGUGGUGUCAUUUCGCAGAGACCACCUGUUAUUGCCAGCCACCACACAUAACAAGACCAGAAGACCAAAGAUGUCUAUAGUGUUGCCAGCUGUAAACAUCAAUGAGAAUGUGAUCAAUGGGCAGGACUAUGAGGUGAUGAUGCAGAUCGACUGCGAAGUGAUGGACACCAGGAUCCUCCACAUCAAAAGUUCAUCUGUCCCUCCAUACCUCCGAGAGCAGCGCAGAAAUCACACUGACACCUUCUACAGCGCGUCCCCCUCUGUCCCAGAGAUGCCCCAUGCCCUGAGGGCUAUUGUCAAAUCCCUGCGGUAG